Messenger RNA from Sardina pilchardus (European sardine), 2089 nucleotides. RefSeq names its product opsin-5-like. The transcript has 6 exons. Bases 230 to 1462 code for a protein of 410 amino acids. Gene Ontology annotation, molecular function: G protein-coupled photoreceptor activity. NCBI's taxonomy places the organism in Eukaryota, Metazoa, Chordata, Actinopteri, Clupeiformes, Clupeidae. Gene Ontology annotation, biological process: cellular response to light stimulus; phototransduction; G protein-coupled receptor signaling pathway. Gene Ontology annotation, cellular component: plasma membrane. The record is from RefSeq and is a predicted model, not a curated record.
ACACAGCUCUUCAGCAUGCUAUCUGGACCGGUCCACACUUGACUCUUCUGGUCUCCUGCCCCGGUGGUGCCGUCUCUCCACCUCCAUCUCACCCCCCUCCACCCCGAGCACUCUGCCCGAAGACGACGCACUCCAGCUGGGGUGAGCCUGCAGGGAGCAGGGAGCUUCCCCUGGACCCCCACCUGGCCUCCAUGAGUUUAAUUGAGGACACCCUGCCUCUCCCUGAAAGAUGGGAAAUGCUUCCGAAGCAGCCCUGUUUUUUUCCAGAAUCUCAAAGGAGCAUGACUAUUUUAUGGGCAUCGUGUACAUCGUGUUUUGUGUACUGUCGCUGCUUGGAAACGGUGUCUUGCUCCUCGUAGCCUAUCGGAAAAGGUCCUCACUGAAGCCAGCCGAGUUCUUCAUCAUCAACCUGUCAGUCAGUGACCUUGGGAUGACAUUGAGCCUCUUUCCUUUUGCCAUCCCCUCCUCAUUUUCUCACAGGUGGCUGUUUGGAGAUGUGGUCUGCCAAGGCUACGCCGUCUGUGGGGUUCUCUUUGGCCUCUGCAGCCUGACCAACCUCACAGCCCUCUCGUCUGUCUGCUGCCUCAAAGUCUGUUUCCCACACUAUGGAAACAAGUUCUCCUCUGCCCAUGCACUCCUCCUGGUGGCCGGGGUGUGGGGUUACGCCUCCAUUUUCGCUAUCGGGCCCUUGGUCAGGUGGGGCCAGUAUGGGCCAGAGCCGUACGGCACAGCCUGCUGCAUCGACUGGUACGCACCAGCCGACAACAUGCUGGCCAUGUCCUACAUCAUCUGCCUCUUCCUCUUCUGCUAUGUGGUGCCCUGCACCAUCAUCUUCCUCUCCUACACCUUCAUCUUGCUGACGGUGCGUGGCUCUCGGCAGGCCGUGCAACAGCACGUCUCGCCCCAGACCAAGACCACCAAUGCUCACACUCUCAUUGUCAAGCUGUCUGUGGCAGUGUGCAUUGGCUUCCUGUGCGCCUGGAGCCCUUACGCCAUUGUGGCCAUGUGGGCGGCUUUCGUGGACAGCACCGUCAUUCCACCCUUCGCCUUCGCUCUGGCGGCCAUCUUCGCCAAGUCCUCCACCAUCUACAACCCAGUGGUCUACCUGCUGUUCAAGCCCAACUUCCGCAAGUCGCUGUGUCGCGACACGGCGCAGUUCCGCCACAAGAUCUGCUCCAGCACGGGCAAGGGCAGCCCCAACGCGGGCCUCAAGGACCCGACCAAACCCGCCUCCUCACAGCGCAACCACAAGGACAUCAGCAUCUCCACGCGGCUAUCCAACGGUCUGCCCGAGAGUCAUGGCGCGUGUCUGCACUGCGCAGAGGUGGGUGGUGGUAGCAGUGGAGGCACGCGCUGUCAUCUGACCCCACCUCAGCGGACAGCGCGCAUGCUCACGGACUCUGGCCACAGCGAGGUCAUGGUCUGUCAACUCCCUGAAAAAAUGCAACACAACUUCCUCUAGGGGUGCCUGCUACACGAAGGCUUUGCUCAUGUGAUACUAUGGAGGGCCACGGGCGAACAGGAGAGACACUGGGUGGAUGGAUGAGCGAUGCCAAAAAAUAGAUGAACAAGGGCAAAGCUGGGCAUCCAAGGGGCAUCAUCUACUUGAUGAUCGGUGGUCCUGGAGGCCUAAGUCACUCCUGUAUUUUUUUUUUACUCACCUUGUUCAGCUACCCGGCUCUUCAGGGACAUGUCGGCAUUAGUCAGGUGUGUUGAAGUCGAACUACAGGGGGACAUUGGGGCGUCUAUAGAGCCAAAGGCAAAAGAGGAAGAGAUUACACAGAGAAGAGCUUUAACACAGGACUGAGUGCAACAGAGAAGGGCAUGGAGACAGAGAGAAGGAACAAGGGAAUGAAGGAGAAAGAGGGGGUUGAUGGGUGAGACAGAGGGGGGAGAGAAAGACCCCAAGACAGCCCAGGAGAGAGAGAGAGAGAGGGGGGGGAGACAGAGAUAUGAUGUUAGGAAUAAAAGAGAGAGAGGACACAUCAAAUGGACAGAGAAACAGGGAGAAAGAGCGAGAGAAAGAAAAAGAGAGGAAUGGCAGAGUGAAUAGAAGGAGACAGGGAAAUGAAGUCAGAACAGAGAGCAG